This is a messenger RNA of Closterium sp. Naga37s-1, 2880 nucleotides long. NCBI's taxonomy places the organism in Eukaryota, Viridiplantae, Streptophyta, Zygnematophyceae, Desmidiales, Closteriaceae. The record is from the annotation of a GenBank genome assembly.
GCGUUAUUCCUGUUGUUCGAGUCGUCGUCAGGCUACGGCCUGUUCGAAGUCAAGGCGCUGGACGAGUUGGCGCAGAGCUCAGACGCUGUCCAAGCGUCCGUGGCGGAUCUCACGCGCUUCAGCCAGGUCGUCAAUCUCUCCGCAUUCAAACCCUUCAGCUCAGCGGCGGACGCGCUCGAGCAAUGCAACGCCGUCUCUGAAGGGCUGCUGACCCCGGAGCUGCAGAGCUUCCUGGAGAUGAAUCUGCCCAAGGCCAAGGCCAAGGCGGGCAAGAAGCCGUCGUACCAGCUGGGCGUGUCCGAGUCGAAGCUCGGCUCCGCCAUUCAGGAGACGGCGGGCGUGCCGUGCGUCAGCAACGACCUCGUCAUGGAGCUCAUGCGCGGCGUGCGGCUGCACUUCGCGCGGUUCGUGAAGGAGCUGAAGGAGGGCGACGUGGCGAAGGCGCAGCUGGGGUUGGGGCACAGCUACAGUCGCAGCAAGGUGAAGUUCAACGUGAAUCGCGUGGACAACAUGAUCAUCCAGGCCAUCUCGCUGCUCGACACGCUCGACAAAGACGUCAACACCUUCUGCAUGCGCGUCAGGGAGUGGUACUCGUGGCACUUCCCCGAGCUGGCGCGCAUCGUGACGGACAACUACACGUACGCGCGCGUGGCGCGGCGCGUUCGGGACAAGGCGACGUUGACGGAGGAGGCGGUGGCGGAGUUGACGGAGAUCAUCGGCGACGAGGAUAAGGCCAAGGAGGUGCUCGACGCCGCCAAGGCCAGCAUGGGCCAGGACAUCUCACCGAUCGAUCUGAUCAACAUCGAGGCGUUCGCAUCGCGCGUGGUGGCGCUGGUGGAGUACCGGCGCGACCUGCACUCGUACCUGACGGCCAAGAUGCACGACGUGGCGCCCAACCUCGCCGCGCUGAUCGGCGAGAUGGUGGGCGCGCGCCUCAUCUCGCACGCGGGCAGCCUCACCAACCUCGCCAAGUACCCCGCCAGCACCGUGCAGAUCCUCGGCGCCGAGAAGGCCCUCUUCAGGGCGCUGAAGACGAAGGGCAACACGCCCAAGUACGGGCUCAUCUUCCACUCGUCCUUCAUCGGCCGUGCAUCCGCCAAGAACAAGGGGCGCAUCAGCCGCUACCUCGCCAACAAGUGCUCCAUGGCCUCGCGCAUCGACUGCUUCUCAGAGGCGAGCACGAGUGUGUUUGGGGAGAAGCUGAAGCAGCAGGUGGAGGACCGCCUCGAGUUCUACGACAAGGGCGUGGCGCCCAAGCGCAACCUCGACGUCAUGAAGGCCGCCAUCUCUGCCGCCAAGGCCGAGGCGCAGGCCGAUGCUGACGUCGGCUCCAAGCGCCCUGCAGAAGGCGAGGCAGCAGCAGGUGGUGCAGCAGAGGGGUCACCAAAGAAGAAGAAGAAAAAGGCGGCGGGGGAGGCGGACGGGGGGACGCCAGGCAGUGGCAAGAAGAGCAAGAAGAAGGUCAAGGAUGAGGCCGCAGGGGAGGCAGCAGCCAGCGACUUCUACCCGCAUCGAUCCACUGCCGCCACUGGCGCGCCCGCUGCCGGCGGGGCAGCCGCCGAGCCACGCCCCUGGUUGAGUGCGGCGUGCGCGUGGGCGGCGCCGUUCGCCCUGGGCGCCGUGCUGGGAGCGGUGGCGUGCUCGCUGCUGCUGCUGCCCCUCGCGCUCACGCCGCUGGACGCGCAGGGAGGAGACGAGGGGCUCCUGCUGCAAUCACACGCGGACACGUGGCAGGAGGGGCAGGAGGCGUGGCAGAGGGGAGCGGCAGCAUCGUUCGACCAGCGUGUGGUGCCUCACCCACGUGCCUCUGCUGCAAGUGCCGCACUGCCGUUGGCGCCCCUCGCCGCCGUUGACUCCGGCACUGCAUCUGUCAGUGGUGGUGCUGCGGGUGAGAGCGAUGGUGACACGGAUGCAGCAGAGGCGUGGGUGGGAGAUGCUGCCAUGCCUGAUCUGCAAGGCAGGUGGGUGUCACGCACGCCUGCUACCCGCACGCACCUCUUGUGCCCUGCCUUCGCCCACUCGCCUAACCUCCUGGCUCUGCACGCUCUUCCGCUCCUCUCUACUGAUUCCCCUCAACGCCCAUCCAUCGCUGUAUGUGUGCGGCACGGCACCCAGCAGGCACCAUGCACGCUGUUAGCGCGCCUCACAUGCUUCCCCUCUCUCGUCGCCCCGCCCAUGUGCAUGUGUGCGCCCCCUGCCAGGCACCCAGCAGUGCGCGCGCUGGUGGAGGCGAACGGGCAGGUGAUGCGGCAGCAGCAGCAGGCGGUGGCGCUGGCAGAGGAGGACGAGAGGGGCAUGCACGAAGUGCUCUCAGCCGCCCUGCAGGAGCUGGAGAGGGAGCUUCUCAUGCCACAUGGCACCGUGUCAUUGGUGCAGCUGGAGUCCCUGGCGGCGCUGGCAGAGGCAGUGAGGGCGAGGCAGGGGGAGGCAAACAAGGCAGGCGCGGAGGGGCAGGUAGCAGCCGGCGCAGCAGGCGCAUUGCAGGCAGCAGAGCAGGCGCUGGUUGGUGCUGUGGCAGCGGGGGGAGGGCAGACGGCGGACUUGCCAUCCCUUGUCAGUGAGGCACAGGCGGCUGGGCGCGUGGGGCGCAUGGGACAUGGUGCAGCAGGGACGAGCGCGGGAGAGGGGCAGUGGGAGGUUGCAGCGGAUGGGGAGAUAUGGGGCGGUGGGAGGGAGGGGAUGAGACGGUGCAUGGUGGUGCAGUGUGCGGUGGAGAGACAGCAGCGGGCAGUCGCUGCAGGUGCGUUGAGGGUGACAACACACAGGGCGGGCUGGGCUGGCUUGGGGGAUGGACGUGGGAAAGCACGGCAGAAGGAAGGGUGGCAAGUGCGUGUGACAGUGGUGGCAUGUGCGUGUGACAGUGGUGGCAUGUGCGUGUGA